CUGUAACUGAGACUGUUUGAGAGUCAGCGAUCAAUGACUGGGUGAAUGAGGUGUGGUUAAAGUAGGUGGCUAGAGAAGUAGAGUGGUGCUGGCUGUAAUAUAGAAUUUGGUCUUACGAUCCGUUAAGACAGACGAUAGAGAGUUAAAAUGACUACAAAGUUGUUUGGAAAAGAUCUAAAGGAUUAUGAUGACCUAGAUAUAGAUGAUCUUUUGGCUAAGCUUACCCCUGAAGAACUAGAGCAACUGAGCAAUGAAGUUGAUCCUGAUGAUUCUUUACUACCUCCUAGCCAGCGUUGCAAAGACCAAACAACUAAAGCUCCUACAGGGCCGUUAAAUAGAAAGAAACUGCUAGAAUAUUUAGAAACACGUGCCAAAGAACAGGAGGAUUGGCCAGAACAUAAACCUUACGAAGCUGGUGUAAAACGAGGUAAGGUAUGGAUUCCAAAGGAGAGGCCUAGAUCCCAAGAGGAGGAUGAAAUUGAAGUUGAACUUGACCUUGAUCUUGACUAUGAACAAGCUCUUGCAGGGGCAUCAGAAGCUGAACUAGUUGACUUGGCUGCAAUUUUGGGCCUCCACAGCAUGAUGAAUCAAGAUCAGUACCAUGCUUCUGUUUUGAACAAAGGCCAGAAGAUAGGUGAUAAGUUUGAAAGUCUUGUACAUGCUACUCAACCAAAGUGUUUAGGGCUUGAACCAGAUAAUGACACUAAUGUAGACAAAACUUUGGAUCAAGUUGUAAAGAAUGACUCAUCACUCAAAAAACUUAACUGGAACAACAUUAAGAAUGUUUCAAAAGAAAAAUUCAAGCGACUAUUUGAAGGACUGAAAACCAAUACAAAUUUAGAAGAAUUAAGUUUGGCUAACACAGAUCUUACAGACGGUCCUGUAGAGAUUCUAAUUCAAGCCCUUGAAGAGAACAAGACCUUGAAAUCUCUCAAUGUUGAGUCCAACUAUCUGACACCACGAACAAUUUGUGAUCUAGUCAAGGCUCUCUUACCCACUCAAAGCAUUCUGGAGCUGAGAACCGCCAAUCAGAGCACACAGGUUCUUGGCACUAAGAUUGAAAUGGAAAUAUCAAAAUUGGUCGAACAAAAUGACUCUUUAUUAAGGCUUGGAAUAUUCUUUGGGACUGCUGAUGCUCGAAUUCAUGUCACAGCUAAGCUGCAAAAAAACCAUGAUGCCAUUCGAAUAAAGCGAGUUGGAGCUUAGUGAAGAAGUUUUCUGCUUUGAUACUUAGAAGAAUUGAUAGCAAGAUAUAACACCAUAUUAAUCCAAAAUAUUUACAUCACUGAUUGUAACUGCUGUAUCUGUGGGUUUCAUUUGACCAAAUAAUGUGAUAGGUAUCCCAAAUUCUUUACAUUCUUAAGUCUUCUUUUGGUUUUUAUAAUCUUUAUUAGAUUUAAAUUAACAACGUUUUUAUAUUUUUCCACAUCUUGUUACAGUUCCAUGAUACAUCUCUUGUAUGUUAGAAAUAUAGCUAGUGAUACACUCCAUGAUGACAAAAACUAAGACAAAGUUUUCAUCACCUACUGUAUUUUAUCUCUUUUUUUUUAAUUAUAUUUUUCACUAUGCAAAUAUUGCUUUUAGAUUUUAAUUUAUAUAAAAAAUAUUUAAUUUAAUAAAACUCCUCUUUUAAAGUAAAUAUCUAUGUUUAGUUAAAAGCCACUAUCAGCAAUUAAUAAAGCCAAGGCAGUUUUAAAAAGUAGUUUGAUAAGAAUAGACAAAAAUUAUAUACAUAAUCUUUGACCUUGGGAUCUUUUAAAGUAAAUUUUAAGUACAGGACUGGAAAUCAUAGCCUAAAGGUAAGGAACAGUAGUAAGAUGCUCAAGAAGUAACAUAAUGUGUAUUACAAGGGUGACGAGCAUUGAAAGAAAACAAGUAUUAAAAACUGAAAAAGCCACUUACUUUGUAUAGUAUAUAUUUAUAGUACUCUGAACAUUAGUUUGAAAUUUCAUUAAUUUUGUUUUUUUAAGACAUUUUAAGCUGUUCAGCUAUAGUAACAUUUGUUUCUAAGAAAACUAAUCAAAUAGAAUUGCAUGGUCUAAUAAAGAAUUUAACUUUGAUUGUUAAGUAUAAAAGUAAAUGCAUACACACUACUUUCUCUUUCAAUUGUGUUUUAACUUAUUUUCAUAGCUUAAGCUCUGAUAUAACAAAUUCUAGGUCUUGUAAAAUUAACUUGUGUAUAGCAGUACCUAAGUAAUACUUGACUGUUUUUUUAGAUUGAAAUUUACUAACAGAUUAUUGUAAAAUUAACUAAGAGAGAACCCUAAACUUAACCCUAAAUGUUAAGAAAGUCCUCCUUCAGUGAGCACUUGGGUGUUAGCUUAUUUUAAUGAUCCUGCAUCUUUUUCUAAAGUUAUAAUGGUCAAAAAUGCUAGUAUAUAUGCUAAAAACUAGAUAUGGUAGUUUGAUUUGUACAGAAAUAUAUUAUUUUGACUCAAUGUGUGGUUAUAUUUUGAUGAAUUAGUUGUAAGGAUAAUAGAAAAAUACCACUUUUCUUUACAGUUGAUUUGUGAAAAUGAAGUAAAUAAAAAAAAUUGAUCAUUUUGCUUGAAUAAAAACUUGUAAUUCAUAUUAAUAUAAAUGUUAUUUUAAAUAUGGGGAAUUCCUCUGUCAUACAUUUGCACUUGUUUUCUAAACUAAAUUUUGUUUAAAGAUUGUUUUAAGCAUUAUUAGAGUAUUUUAUAAAUCAAGUGACUUGAAUUCAUAACUGGAAACUUGAAAUAUGAAAUACCAUGUGUUAAAUAUUCGUAUAGGGUUGUAUUAAUGAAAUUAGGAACAUUCCUUACAAAGCACCAAAUGAAAUGUUUCCAUUUUAUUUUACUCGUAUUCUGAUAUAUUUUUUAAUAUUACUUUUAAUAUUUUGUGUCAUUAUUUGAUUUUGUAGCAGAGCUACUGUAUUGUAGUUUGUGUAGUUAUAUUAUCUUUAUGUCAGAGGAUAUAUUUGAAAAAUAAAACCAGUGAGUAUAAUUAAAUCCUUUUUUGUUUUUUUGUACUGUUGUUUAAAAUAUUGCUCGUAUAUUAUGCUUUACUGUACAAAAAUAAUACAAUUAUGUAGAAUUUGAAGGGUAACAAACAACAGAUAUCUUUAUUUAUUUUCUUCCUAGCUUUUACUGCAGUACAUUUAGUAGUUACAUUAUGUUUUGGAAUGAAGAAGACCAUUUCAAAUUAUUAUUAAUAAGAUGUGCAAAAACUAAACUUAAUGACUGUAUGUAAGUAUUUUAGUUUCAUAAUCAUGACUAUAUGUUUCUUCUAAAUAAAAUGGCAGUGUAGUUGAUACA
This is a messenger RNA of Limulus polyphemus (Atlantic horseshoe crab), 3278 nucleotides long. RefSeq names its product tropomodulin-like. Gene Ontology annotation, biological process: pointed-end actin filament capping; myofibril assembly. The coding region runs from base 148 to 1206 and encodes 352 amino acids. The transcript has 10 exons. The record is from RefSeq and is a predicted model, not a curated record. Gene Ontology annotation, cellular component: myofibril. Gene Ontology annotation, molecular function: tropomyosin binding. NCBI's taxonomy places the organism in Eukaryota, Metazoa, Arthropoda, Merostomata, Xiphosura, Limulidae.